UCUUCCAAAUUGUAUAUGAUAUCUGUAUCUACAGAUGCACACCACUCGCGCAUAUAUGCAUGUUCUAUACGCAUAUAUAAAUAUUAAUAUAUAUGUGAUUCUAUAUACACACCCAAACCCCUGCACGUAUUGUCUAUAUAUAGUGUAUAAUUUUGAUUGGAUGAAAUUUUGAUUUGAUUUAAAUGGAAUUAUUACUGAAAAGACGUUAGCGUUUACAUUCUUCUUCUUCUUCUUCUUCUUCUUCUUGUCCUCUGCAACUCAAAGCCACAUCAAUGGGAGGCUAAGCUUAAGUUAGGAGGGUUAGUCAAAGCAGCAGAAACUGAGCGGGAAAGUGCUUAUUACUGGCUUUAAGUGUAUACAAAAUGAAUUCAACAUAUACCCAGUUUGUUGCCUCAAAAAGAAUGGGCAUAUGUGAUCCAAUACAUGAACUUGGCAUGUGGGGAGAAUUCAAGGGUAAUGGCUACUCGACUGCCUCAGCAACCAUGAUUUUAGAAGUUGAGAAAAGCCUAGACUGCCAGAUGCCAGUUAUUGAGAAAACAUUUAACCAGACUGAGGAAGCUUCACAUGGAAUAGUCAGACCUUAUAACAAAUAUGAAGAGGCAGCAAGUAAACCGCCCGAGAAGGUCUUGAGACGCCUUGCACAAAACCGUGAAGCUGCACGUAAAAGUCGUCUGCGGAAGAAGGCCUAUGUUCAGCAGUUGGAAAGUAGUAAACUGAAACUGAUCCAAUUGGAGCAAGAGCUAGAUCGGGCAAGACUACUGGGCGUGAAUGCAAAUGGUGGGUUAGAUGCUAGUCAGCUAGUUUACUCUGGAACUGCAAACUCAGGCAUUACUGCAUUUGAGAAGGAGUAUAGAGAGUGGGUGGAAGAGCAAAAUAGACAAACCGACAAAUUGAGGAAUGCUUUGCAUUCUCAAGUUGGUGAAAUGGAAUUAAGCGUUAUUGUUGAGAGUUGCAAGAGCCACUAUGUCAAUCUUUUUGAGUUGAAAGAAACUGCUGCAAAGGCUGAUGUCUUCUACAUUAUGUCGGGCAUAUGGAAAACACCAACCGAACGUCUUUUCCUAUGGAUUGGAGGGCUUCGUCCUUCAGAGAUUCUAAAGGUUGUCUCGCAGCAUCUUGAGCUCUUGACAGAUGAUCAACUUCAGAAUGUUCAGAACCUUCAGCAAUCAUGCCAGCAGGCAGAAGACGCUCUAUCGCAAGGAUUGCUUAGACUACAACAGAUUCUGGCUGACAAUGUUGCAACAGGACUACUGGGUGAAGGGAAUUACCACCUACAACAGAUGAGGCCUGCAAUGGAAAAUUUGGAUUCUUUAGUGAGGUUUGUAAAUCAGGCAGAUCAUCUUCGCAAAGUGACCCUAGAACAGGUGUCUGGCUUGUUAACUAUCCACCAAGCAGCUUGGGGCCUCCUUGCAUUGGCCGAGUACCUUCAUCGUCUGCGUAAUCUGAGCUCAGUUUGGGCAAACCAUUCAAACGAACACGCUUAAAAACUCCACCAAAUGAGCCCAGAAGAUUUUCCCACCUUUGAAUCGAAGCUCCAUCACCUGAAAUCAUCUCUCUCUCAUUUAUUAUGCUUGCUAAGAUCUCUGCAUGUUGACAUAAAUCUCAGCUGCUGCAAAUUUUUGAGGCUACUUGUAAAAAUAUUGCAAUUGUACAUGGACAUUUGCAGUUAUAGUCUCCUUUUUUAUUUACAUCUUUUUGUAAAUUAAAGUUACUCUUAAACAAGAUCCAUCCUGAGCCUCUAGAGUAGAUGCAGUGUUAAGUUUGCAGUCUGUGUUUCUUUCCAGUGGAUAGGGUGGAACUGUAGAAUGCAUAAACAGUUUUUGGAUGCUUUGGAGAACACAAUUAUUCCCAUACAUGGUAGGCAGAGUAGAAAAUGUGGAUAUAGAAGGGAAUCAAUAUUAUUUCAAAGUUCAGGGAAAAAAAAGUACUUUUUGUCCCUAAUUAUUCAAGUUGUUCAGUUUUAAUUCCUAAA
Ipomoea nil (Japanese morning glory) is the source of this 1969-nucleotide messenger RNA. RefSeq names its product TGACG-sequence-specific DNA-binding protein TGA-1A-like. Lineage: Eukaryota; Viridiplantae; Streptophyta; Magnoliopsida; Solanales; Convolvulaceae. Bases 363 to 1481 code for a protein of 372 amino acids. The transcript is spliced from 9 exons. Gene Ontology annotation, molecular function: DNA-binding transcription factor activity; sequence-specific DNA binding. Gene Ontology annotation, biological process: regulation of DNA-templated transcription; DNA-templated transcription. The record is from RefSeq and is a predicted model, not a curated record.